This is a messenger RNA of Symsagittifera roscoffensis, 510 nucleotides long. Its product is annotated as small ribosomal subunit protein bS16m-like. Gene Ontology annotation, molecular function: structural constituent of ribosome. The record is from RefSeq and is a predicted model, not a curated record. NCBI's taxonomy places the organism in Eukaryota, Metazoa, Xenacoelomorpha, Acoela, Convolutidae. Gene Ontology annotation, cellular component: ribosome; mitochondrial small ribosomal subunit. Gene Ontology annotation, biological process: mitochondrial translation. The coding region runs from base 1 to 510 and encodes 169 amino acids. The transcript has 3 exons.
AUGGCUAUUAGGUUAAAGAAGCAGUUCAAGUGUCUUGUGGCUGGGCAGGAGUUCAUCAACAUCAGACUGAGACUGAGUUACGAGGGAUGUCGCAACAGAGAGUACUACAAAAUAAUCUGUUCCUAUCAGGUGCCCGAAAGAUUUGACAAGAAGCGACCGAGACACAGACCAAUGGAGGUGUUGGAGGAGCUGGGCUGGAUGGACUAUCUGGCAAAUGCACAAGGUCACCGACUGUUUGCUUUAGAUGUCAGCCGGAUAAAGCACUGGCUGGCACUGGGAGUAUACCCAACGAAACCGGUGGCUAUGGCAUUAGGUCUGGCAGGGAUAUUGCCAGUACACCCAGAGUCUUACUUAAUUGCAGCCAGGAAUAGAGAUGAAAUCAAGAAACUGAAAGACGAAGAAUCUGAAAUUCCAAUUUUGAUUGAGCCUGGCUAUGACAAGCAGUAUUUCACUUCAGCUCUGGAUGUUGCAUUGAAAGCGAAAAACCUUGGCGAUAUGUGGAAAUAUUGA